AUGCUCCUCUCCCUCCUCCCUCUCCUCCUUUCCUCGUCGCUGGUCGCUGCCUCCGCCCACGACACCGAGCGCCGUGACAGCUGUGCCUACUACUGUGGUAGCACCUGCUACUGGUCCAGCGAUGUGAGCGCCGCCCAAGCCAAGGGGUACGAGCUGCAGCAGGACGGCGAAACCGUCCAUGAUUACCCCCACGUGUACCACGACUACGAGGGCUUCGAUUUCUCUGUCUCCGGCACUUAUUACGAGUAUCCCAUCAUGGACGACUAUGAUGUGUACGACGGUGGUUCUCCUGGGGCGGAUCGCAUUAUCUUCAAUGGGGAUGAUGAGUUGGCAGGCUUGAUCACCCAUACUGGCGCGAGCAGUGAGGAUGGGUUUGUCCAGUGUACUUCCGCUUAG
Messenger RNA from Aspergillus heteromorphus CBS 117.55, 396 nucleotides. RefSeq names its product RNase Ms,minor. Gene Ontology annotation, molecular function: RNA binding; RNA nuclease activity. Lineage: Eukaryota; Fungi; Ascomycota; Eurotiomycetes; Eurotiales; Aspergillaceae. The transcript has a single exon. The record is from RefSeq and is a predicted model, not a curated record. The coding region runs from base 1 to 396 and encodes 131 amino acids.